Messenger RNA from Lolium rigidum, 1764 nucleotides. Its product is annotated as putative laccase-9. Bases 1 to 1764 code for a protein of 587 amino acids. Gene Ontology annotation, molecular function: copper ion binding; hydroquinone:oxygen oxidoreductase activity. Gene Ontology annotation, cellular component: apoplast. Gene Ontology annotation, biological process: lignin catabolic process. The record is from RefSeq and is a predicted model, not a curated record. Lineage: Eukaryota; Viridiplantae; Streptophyta; Magnoliopsida; Poales; Poaceae. The transcript has 5 exons.
AUGGCAAUCGGUAAGAUACCUCUAAUUUGGUUGCUAGGUCUGGCUUUAGCGUUUGGCGUCGCGGCAGCUGCCCCUGCUCAAGCUUCCAGCAGCAGCAGCAGCAGCAGGGUUAGCCGUCACUACGAUUUCUUCAUAAGGGAGGCUAACUACACUAGGCUCUGCCGCGAGAAGACCAUCCUCACCGUCAACGGCGAGUUCCCCGGCCCGACCAUCUUCGCGCGGAGCGGCGACGUCGUCUUCGUCAACGUCUACAACCAAGGCGACAAGAACAUUACAAUCCACUGGCACGGCGUGGACCAGCCGCGAAACCCAUGGUCGGACGGGCCGGCGUACAUAACGCAGUGCCCCAUCCAGCCCGGCAGCAAGUUCACCUACCGGAUCAUCCUCUCCGAGGAGGAAGGCACGCUGUGGUGGCACGCCCACAGCGACUUCGACCGCGCCACUGUGCACGGCGCCAUCGUCAUCCACCCCAAGCGCGGCGCCGCCUACCCAUUCCGGAAGCCGGACAAGGAGAUACCCGUCAUCCUCGGGGAAUGGUGGCACCGCGACGUCGGGCAGCUGCUCGGCGAGGCGCUCAGCACCGGCAGCGACUUUGAGCCCUCGGACGCCAACACCAUCAACGGCCAGCCCGGCGACCUGUUCCCGUGCUCCAGCGACAGCGCCUUCAGGCUCCCCGUCGAGCACGGCAAGACCUACAUGCUCCGCAUCAUCAACGCGGCGCUCACUACCGAGUUCUUCUUCGCCAUCGCCGGGCACCGCCUCACGGUGGUCGGCACCGACGCCGCCUACACCAAGCCGUUCACCGUCGACCACCUCUUCAUCGCGCCGGGUCAGACCAAGACCGUGCUGCUCCACGCCGACCGUGGAGCGCGCGGCCACCGCUCGUCGGACGGCACCUACCGGUACUACAUGGCGGCGAGGCCGCACGCGACCAACCCGAUCGCGCGCUUCGACAAUAGCACGGCCACGGCCGUCCUGGAGUACGUCGACGCGCCGCCGGCCGCUGCGACACCGCCGGUAAUGCCAUUCCUACCAGCCAUCAACGACAGCGCCGCGGCGGAGGAGUACUCGGCGCAGCUCAGGUCCCUCGCCAGCGACGAGCACCCGGUGGAUGUGCCCCGGCACGUCGACCACCGCAUGCUCAUCACCAUUGCCGUCAACGAGAUCCCCUGCACGCCCGGCGAGCUGUGCAAGGGACCCCGCAACAACCGCGUCGCGGCGAGCCUCAACAACGUCAGCUUCGAGAUGCCGAGCACCGCCAUCCUCGGGGCCUACUACCACUCGGCGCUCGGCGGCGUGGCUAAGCCGGACUUCCCGAACAACCCGGCGGUGAGGUUCAACUACACGUCCGAGGACCUCCCCUUACGGUUCACCGCGCGCGACACGCGGGUGAAGGUGCUGGAGUACGGCGCCGUGGUGGAGGUGGUGUUCCAGGACACGGCCAUCCUCGGCACCGAGAGCCACCCAAUGCACCUGCAUGGCUACAGCUUCUACGUUGUGGGGAGAGGGCUCGGGAACUUCGACAAGAACAAGGCUCCGGCCACCUACAACCUGGUAGACCCUCCAUACCAGAACACCGUCUCCGUGCCCAAGGCUGGCUGGGCCGCGAUUCGUUUCCGCGCGGCGAAUCCUGGUGUAUGGUUCAUGCAUUGCCAUUUCGAACGGCAUAUGGUGUGGGGGAUGGAGACCGUGUUCAUCGUGAAGAAUGGCAAGGCGAGGGAAGCUAAGAUGAUGCCACCGCCUCCAAACAUGCCUAGGUGCUAA